UCCUCGUCCUCCUCUCUGUAGCCUCCUCCCCCUUCUCUCCUUCCUCAUCAUCAGCCUCCAAGAUAGAGUCCCUCAGGAGCAAGGUUGACCUGCUGAAGCUGCCCCUGGUUCUCUCCCCCAGGUCCAUCUCCGAGCGAAAGAGCCAGCUGGCAGGAGUCGGCGAGCCGCGCGGCACCGGGGCAGGAGGCGGGGCUCGGAAAGCCCGCUCACCGCCGUCCCGAGACAUGGACAACGAGUCGCAGUAUUCUGGCUACUCGUACAAGUCGUCCCACUCCAGAAGCUCUCGCAAGCACAGGGAUCGAAGGGACCGCCAUCGCUCCAAGAGUCGAGACUCCAGCAGCCGUGGAGACAAAUCCGUCACCAUACAGACUCCCGCGGAGCCGCUUCUUGAUGCAGAGUCGACCCGCGGAGAUGACCGGGACGAUAACUGGGGAGAGACCACCACCGUGGUCACCGGCACCUCAGAGCACAGCAUCUCCAACGAGGACCUGACCCGCCUCACCAAAGAUCUGGAGGAGUCGACACCGUUGGAGUGCAAGCGUUUCGUCGGCCCGGCGCUGGGAGGAUGCCUGAGUUUCUUCGCUCUGGUCACACCUCUAGCCUUCCUCAUCCUCCCGCAGGUCCUGUGGCGGGACGCCCUCAACCCCUGCGGCACGCCGUGCGAAGGCCUCUACGUCUCCCUGGCCUUCAAGCUGCUGGUCCUGCUCAUCUCCUCCUGGGCGCUGUUUCUUCGCCCUCCCCGGGCCACCCUCCCUCGUUUCUUCGUCUUCCGCUGCCUGCUGAUGGUGCUGGUGUUCCUGUUCGUGGCGUCGUACUGGUUGUUCUACGGCGUGCGGGUGCUGGAGCCCAGGGAGCCGGACUACAGGGGGAUCGUGGAGUACGCUGCCUCGCUGGUCGAUGCCCUGCUCUUCAUCCAGUACCUGGCUCUGGUUCUGCUGGAGGUCCGACACCUGCAGCCGGCCUUCUGCCUUAAGGUGGUCCGGAGCACGGACGGAGCCAGCAGGUUCUACAACGUGGGUCACCUCAGCAUCCAGCGUGCAGCUGUGUGGGUGUUGGACCACUAUUACAGCGACUUCUCCGUCUACAACCCCGCCACUGUCAAUCUCCCCAAAUCCAUCCUAUCCAAGAAGAUGACCGGCUUCAAGGUUUACUCUCUGGACGAAAACGCCACCAAUAACUCCACGGGCCAAUCACGGGCCAUGAUAGCAGCUGCUGCCAGGCGGAGAGACAACUCCCACAAUGAGUACUACUACGAGGAGGCAGAGAUGGAGCGCAGGAUCCGCAAACGCAAGGCCAGGCUGGUUGUAGCGGUGGAGGAGGCCUUCACGCACAUCAAGCGUCUCCAUGACGACGAGGCCGCCUCGUCUCCGAAGCACCCCAGAGAGGUGAUGGACCCUCGGGAGGCAGCUCAGGCCAUCUUCGCCCCGAUGGCCCGGGCCAUGCAGAAGUACCUGAGGACCACUCGGCAGCAGGGCUUCCACAGCAUGGAGAGCAUCCUCACCCACCUGCAGUUCUGCAUCACGCACAACAUGACGCCCAAA
Nematolebias whitei (Rio pearlfish) is the source of this 1541-nucleotide messenger RNA. Its product is annotated as vang-like protein 2. NCBI's taxonomy places the organism in Eukaryota, Metazoa, Chordata, Actinopteri, Cyprinodontiformes, Rivulidae. The record is from RefSeq and is a predicted model, not a curated record. Gene Ontology annotation, cellular component: plasma membrane. Gene Ontology annotation, biological process: multicellular organism development; Wnt signaling pathway, planar cell polarity pathway; establishment of planar polarity.